Lithohypha guttulata is the source of this 984-nucleotide messenger RNA. RefSeq lists its product as uncharacterized. The transcript has 2 exons. NCBI's taxonomy places the organism in Eukaryota, Fungi, Ascomycota, Eurotiomycetes, Chaetothyriales, Trichomeriaceae. The record is from RefSeq and is a predicted model, not a curated record. Bases 1 to 984 code for a protein of 327 amino acids.
AUGUUUGGGUGCUCACACAUUCGAUGUCCGUGCGGUGCUCACUUUUGUUGGGACUGUCAGCGGCCAAUACAGAUAUGUUGGUCCAAGCCCUGUGAACGAGCUCGAGAAGAUGGAGAUGAGACCGAUGAUUAUGACAUCCCACAAGAAGAAAGCGACACUGACAGUGAAGCAGUCACUGCCAUUAGCGGACAUAAUGUUAGCUUGGGCGAGACUGUCACUACUGAGAACAAUAAUAGUGCAGCAGUAAAUUUCGUCAUGGAGCCGGCAACACCUGCAACAGACCAGACAGAGGCUCAAGGGAGUGUCUUUGGAGUGACGGAGGAUGCCAGUCUUCCGGCACUACCCUUUCCACAAGAUACUCAAAUCAACUCUCUUCCUACAACACAGCCGCCGGAACCCCCGGAAUCACUGGUCAAUUUGGAUGACGAGAAUUAUGAUGAGUGGGAGACACGCUCACUCGACUUCGGUGAUGAGCCGAUUGAUGAGUCCUGGGAUGCUUGGGGCUGCAUGCACCAGUUUUCAGCCGUUCACAACAAGACAAUCUUUCUCGAAAAGGGUCGCUGGCUGCCGAACGUUGAACCUUCCCUCCCUGCGCGAGUGCUUGAGGGUUUGACUAGUGCCGCGUCGACGUUGGACGUUCAUGAGAAGGAAACAAACUUCCCCAAUUUCACCAAGCAGAUUGACUGUAUGAAGUGCUACAGCACAAUCGUUCUUGUGGAGCCUUAUGCUCACCAAGCAAUCGAGAAGAUCGACCCGGAGGUUGCCACUACUCCUGAUAUACUACCAGUGGAGGGCUCUGAACCCAAAUUGGAGUGCAGGUCUGAAUCGGCGUCGAAAGCCAAGAGCAAACGCAAAGCUAAAAAGCUGUCAGAUCCACCGAAAUUGGCUAAUUGUAGAAAAUGUGGUGUUUUCUACUGCACGAACUGUAAGAAGGCCGCCAUAAAGGAGAUACACAUGACUCUGAAUAAGCAGAUACAGCAAUGA